Molecule: messenger RNA, 1227 nt
Organism: Colletotrichum abscissum
Lineage: Eukaryota; Fungi; Ascomycota; Sordariomycetes; Glomerellales; Glomerellaceae
Exons: 4
Coding region: 1-1227 (408 amino acids)
Source: RefSeq, a predicted model, not a curated record
AUGCUAUCCCCGCCGCGACCCUGCAUUGAGCGGCCAUGGCCUCAUGGUCAUAUGGCAAGAGAUGCUGAAGGACAACUUGACGGCCUUCAUGCAAUGGAUAUCGAGAGCCUUGUUGAUCGCUUAGCCAGGAGGAAUGCGUUCCUCAUUGGUCUUGUUCGUUGGUACCGACGAUUGCAUCCCACGCGACCUCACGGCUUCACCAUCAAUGCCUUCAUCGUUGACGGAGUCACGCAGCCUGUUCCGGCACCAUACUUCCCCAUACUUCUCGGUAGUUGGCGUCUCAUGGCCUGUCUCAUAUUCUGCAACUCGAUUGUCGUCUAUUCUUUUAUCUUCUACUCUGUCUGGUCCAGUCCUAGCCUUGUCAUCACCUCCGUUUUAAUAGUCCAGGUCAUUGCCUUCAUCUUUAGGACACUUGGGAUAGGAAGCGGCACUUUCACAAUCGGAUCGCUGCUUUCUAGUGUCGGCCAUUACUACGCCACAAGUUGUCUAGUCUUCGUGUCGAAGGUAUCUUCGUUUUGGCCUUCCAUCUGGUCAUACUUCUGGUUCACCUACUCCCUGUUCGCCAUCCGUCGACGACGUUUCUCUCAAAACUAUCAUGAAGCUUGGAAAUUGAAGUACCCUGGGCACUUCAUUCCCGUCUUCAUCGGACGGCCCGACUGCGUUCGUAUUCCACUUCCAGGUCCAGACGAACCUGGGAUGGAUGACCUUCAGAUGUGGAAACAUCUCUCCUUCUUCUAUCGUUUGGACAGGAUCGAGGGCGGAUUCUCCCAGGUCCUGCUCCCGAAGGCCCUGAUUAGAUUCGAGAUCGUAGAGAUCACAGACGAUAUUUACAAGGGACCACUAGUGUCCGUCUUCGAUGUCCCCCAGCGAAUCUUGAGGCUGGUAGAGAAUGAGACUCCGACCAGUGUACCGGCUGGUCAUGAUCCUCGUAGGGACAUACGGGAGCUGCGACGCGCUUCUGUCUACCGGGACCUUGCCCAAGCAGACUCGCUCAAGGGAUUGAGGUUCGUGGUUGGAUGGGAUACCACUCUGAUUUCGAUAGUCGUUCUGCUGCCGACUAUCAUUAGUAUUGCCACUGCCGUGGCCUGGCCAAUUGUUGCGGUUCUGAAGUAUGAGGCAGAUGUGCAGACAAGCGUUCAGACUGGAGUGACUGUGGGCAGCUUUAUCGUCACAGCCGGAGCUCUUUUGAUAGGUCUGGUUACACUCUUUGACGCUCUUGCUAAGUGA